AUGUACAGUAUAUUAUCCGAUCUUGAAACAGAAUCUUACUAUAAAACGAAAGGCAAAUACGAAUUUCUCCUUCAUUAUCCACAAUUGAGUGGUAAUAAUUACAAUUGGUGGCGCCAAAGCCUCUCUCCAACAAUCCAAACUGAAAAUAGAACCAAAAGAAACCCAGAUGACCACUUUGUUCUUGGUUAUGAAAAAGUAAGUGUUCAUUACAACGGUAAUAAUUGGGGCGGAUUAAGCCUGACUGGAUCUGGCUAUGGUUCAUAUAUCAAUGGUUGUAUUAAUGUUUGGAAUUGGUAUUUCGCCAUUGGUUGUUAUGGGAAUGAAACUGGUUUCCCAGGGCCAAUAGGAGGUUUGAAUAAUUACUUAAAAUUUGUUGCUCUAUAUGCAAAAAUACAUAAUCUGAAUAUGAUCAGGUGCUUCUCAUGCAACGAAUUUCGAAAUUCUUUUUCGAUGUAUAACUUCCUUUUGUAUUCACUUGUAGUUGUGUAA
Trichomonas vaginalis G3 is the source of this 489-nucleotide messenger RNA. RefSeq names its product glycine-rich protein family. The transcript has a single exon. NCBI's taxonomy places the organism in Eukaryota, Parabasalia, Trichomonadida, Trichomonadidae. The record is from RefSeq and is a predicted model, not a curated record. The coding region runs from base 1 to 489 and encodes 162 amino acids.